CCCGUGCGCGCCGCCAUGGCCCGGCUGGGCGCCCUGCGCCCCCCGCCCCGCGCCCCGCGGCCCCCGCCCUGCGCGCUGCUGCUGCUGCUGCUGGGCGCCGCGCUGGGCGUCUGCGCCUUCUUCGGCCUGGGCGCGGGGCGCGGGCCCUUCUCCGGCGCCCCCCCGGGCCCGCGCCGGGACCCGGCCCCGGCCCCGGCCCCCGCCCGCCUCCACCUGCUGCUGAUGUUCACCAAGGCGGCGCGCGGCUCGGCGCUGCAGGCCCGCGCCCAGGCUGCGCUGCGCUCCCUGCUGCGCCGCGCGCGCCUCCCGCCGGGCCAGGCGCUGCACCUGCACUUCGUGAGCGAGCCGCGCAGCCGCCAGAUCGCCCGCGGCCUGCUCCGCCCGCUGCUGCCCGGCCUCCCCUUCCGCUGCCAGGUAAUAUUCCAUGACGUGGACAUACUGACAGAACAGCUGUUCCCAGUGGUUGAGGCCAUGCAGAAACACUUCAGUGCUGGGUCCGGGGCCUACUACAGCGACUCCAUCUUCUUCCUGUCCGUGGCCAUGCACCGCAUCAUGCCCACAGAGAUAGAACGGAUAAUCCAGCUGGACUUGGACCUGCAGUACAAGACCAACAUCCGAGAGCUGUUUGAGGAGUUUGACCAUUUCCUGCAAGGAGCCGUCAUUGGGAUAGCCAGAGAGAUGCAGCCUGUCUACAGGCACACCUUCUGGCAGUUCCGCCGUGAGAACCCCCAGACCAAGGUGGGUGAACCCCCUCCUGACGGACUGCCUGGCUUUAACAGCGGGGUCAUGCUGCUGGACCUGGAAGCCAUGCGCCAGUCCCAACUCUACAACCAGUUGCUGGAGCCAGACAUGGUGCGGCAGCUCACGGAGAAGUACCACUUCAAGGGCCACCUGGGGGACCAGGACUUCUUCACCAUGAUUGGCAUGGAGCACCCCGAGCUGUUCCACGUGCUGAACUGCACCUGGAACCGGCAGCUCUGCUCCUGGUGGAGGGAGCACGGGUACAGCGACGUGUUUGAUCAGUACUUCAGGUGCGAGGGCCAAGUCAGAAUCUACCAUGGGAACUGCAACACGCCGAUCCCCGAGGACUAGGCCGCUCGGCGCUGUCUGCUGGGGGCAGCACUGCCUUUUCGGUGGUGGGAGAAGCAGCUAGUGAAGUGUGUGUACCAAUGCCCCGUGCAAAGGUGUGUCCACCCCAUUGUGCGCUAGGCUUCCGCGCCACACUCCAGCUGUUCCAGGAACAUACCAGGGCACCUCACCUCAGGGAGGAAGUGCAGUCUAGUGGUUAAAUCAGGGCACCAGGGUUCUGCUCCCAACUCAGACACUGACAUGGCUACAUGAGUUGGGCAAGGCAUGUCGCUCCUCCAUGCCACAGUCUCCCUACCUGUAAAAUGGGGCUAAUAAUAUUUACCCUCCUCCCACUGUGAGGCUGAAUGAGUUCGAGCAGCGAAAGCCCCUAUGUACAUGCAAUGUAUGCCGAUUCAGUGCAACGGCACAUAACACUGCCUGCCCUCACGUCCUGGGUGCGUCGCCCUGUGGGAUAGGGACAGCGCCUCAUUUGAUACUGACCGUGUCAAUGUUUGCACAGUGUUCAUGAGCAUUGCAUUGUUAUUUGCUGUACCUACAAAAGGGACCAUCACUCGGUGACCUAUUUCUGUGUCUAAUGCAGGGCGAGGAGACGCCAUCUCCAGCCUGGCCUCAUUUAGAAUAAAAGCCAAACGACACUUUGUAAAGACUGAUUUGUGCUGAUGAAAUUACAAAGCUGCAUUAACACUGGGUUACUCCUGGACCAAAAUUGAAUCCAAAUGAGCUUUAAAGCCUUCUCUUGGUUCUUCCCAGUGCUAAAAGCUUUUCUGCUGUUCUCAUCUUAGAACCACACAGAGUGUGGACUAGUGUGUUCUUUUUUACUAGCUCUUCAGUUAACCUUUUGUGCUAGAAUAAAGGUGCAAAUGUAAAAUACUCUGUGUCCAUUUUCCACAGCACAGCUGAUUAUCUGGGUGAAAAGGUUUGAUAAGGGUUUGGUUCUUUCUUACGGUGAUUAAAAAGUAGCUGACAUGCAGCUGUUGGGUAAAUGAAAAAAUGGUGUCCUACGUACCAUCGCCACUCUGUUUAACCGCCUGAGAGUCCUGAGUCAGGUCUAUAAUAAAAUGUAUUCAUGGCAGUUGUUA
Messenger RNA from Caretta caretta (loggerhead turtle), 2168 nucleotides. RefSeq names its product xyloside xylosyltransferase 1 (gene XXYLT1). The record is from RefSeq and is a predicted model, not a curated record. Gene Ontology annotation, biological process: protein O-linked glycosylation via N-acetylgalactosamine. NCBI's taxonomy places the organism in Eukaryota, Metazoa, Chordata, Testudines, Cheloniidae. Gene Ontology annotation, molecular function: xylosyl alpha-1,3-xylosyltransferase activity. Gene Ontology annotation, cellular component: endoplasmic reticulum membrane.